CAACAUCGUCAUCACCCAACAGAACAUUAAUCAUCCUACUCCCACAGAUAAUACUUCUACAUACACUCUACUCUUCUCUUACUUCCAAAGAACACAUGCAAGGAGGUGUUGUGGCUAGCACAUUCCUCCCCGUUUGGCCGACGACUGCCGCCUGUUGUUCUCCUAGGCAAUCAUACACCCACACUGAAACUGGACGGAAUAACACUGUAAAACUUGAGGGACGACUGAGACCAAUGCGUGAGGAUUAUAUGACCAAAGAUGUGAUAGGAAAGUUUUCAAUGUAA
Molecule: messenger RNA, 284 nt
Organism: Paraglomus occultum
Lineage: Eukaryota; Fungi; Glomeromycota; Glomeromycetes; Paraglomerales; Paraglomeraceae
Source: the annotation of a GenBank genome assembly